AUGACUUCAAUUAUAAAAGUUCAUACGCUCUCAGGAGCAAUGGACGAGUCGCCGCCUUGUUAUAUGCUGCAAGUGGACGAGGUUAGGAUUUUAUUAGACUGCGGUUGGGACGAGAAAUUUGAUCCCAAUUUUAUGAAGGAGUUGAAACGGCAUGUGCAUACGAUCGAUGCGGUGCUAUUGUCCUAUCCAGACCCACAGCACUUAGGCGCUCUGCCAUAUCUUGUCGGGAAACUUGGACUGAAUUGUCCAAUCUAUGCAACGAUACCAGUCUAUAAAAUGGGCCAAAUGUUUAUGUACGACUUAUAUAUGUCUCAUUACAACAUGUACGACUUCGAGUUGUUUUCUCUGGAUGAUGUGGACGCUGCUUUCGAUAAAAUUAUUCAGUUGAAAUACAACCAAAGUGUUUCGAUGAAAGGUAAAGGGUAUGGAAUAACUAUUACUCCGCUGCCUGCUGGACACAUGAUCGGAGGCACAAUCUGGAAAAUCGUUAAAGUUGGCGAAGAGGACAUCGUCUAUGCCACAGACUUCAACCACAAGAAGGAGCGUCACUUGAAUGGCUGCGAGCUGGAGAAGCUGCAAAGGCCUUCGUUGCUAAUCACAGACUGCAUGAACGCCAAGUAUCAACAGGCACGCCGACGAGCGAGAGACGAGAAGCUCAUGACUAAUAUCUUGCAAACAGUGCGAAGCAAUGGAAACGUCCUGGUAACUGUGGACACUGCGGGUCGCGUUCUCGAACUAGCGCAUAUGCUGGACCAGUUGUGGAAGAAUAAGGAUUCCGGGUUGAUGGCGUAUUCGCUAGCGCUUCUGACGAAUGUGAGCUACAACGUGGUGGAGUUUGCGAAGUCCCAAAUCGAAUGGAUGAGCGACAAACUGAUGAAGAGCUUUGAAGGUGCCCGAAACAAUCCGUUCCAAUUCCGUCACAUGAAGCUGUGCCACAAUUUAGCAGAGCUAGCGAAAAUUCCUAGCCCAAAGGUUGUACUGGCAAGCGUGCCUGACAUGGAAUGUGGGUUUUCGCGGGAGCUCUUUGUUCAGUGGGCCGGAAACCCCAACAAUAGUAUUAUCCUUACAUCCAGGACGUCACCUGGGACUCUUUCACGCGACCUCAUCGACAAUGGCGGCGACGGGAGAAAGAUCGAAUUAGAUAUCCGUCGGCGUGUUGAGUUGGAGGGAGCAGAGCUCGAAGAAUAUCUGCGUACGCAGGGGGAGAAGCACAAUCGACUAAUUAUAAAACGCGAUCUGGACGAGGCCAGUUCAGAUUCGGACGACGAACUGGAAAUGAAUGUGAUCACUGGAAAGCAUGACAUCGUCGUGCGUCCUGACGGCAGGACUCACACAGGUUUCUUCAAGUCUAGUCGGAAGCAGUAUGUGAUGUUCCCGUUCCAAGAGGAAAAAAUCAAAUGCGACGAGUACGGAGAAAUCAUUCAGUUGGACGAUUACCGGAUCGUGGAUUUGGGCCCGGACGCUAUGAUGGAGGACAAUAAGGAGAAUCACCAGUUGAAGGCUGAGGACAUCAAGAAAGAGAAGAUUGAGAAAAUAGACGAUGACGUAAUGGCAGUUGAAAAACCCACCAAAUGUGUCAGUAGCCGGAAGCUUAUCGAAAUUAAUGCCCAAAUUCAGUUUAUCGACUUCGAAGGCCGAUCGGAUGGGGAGUCGAUGCUUAAAAUUCUCUCGCAACUGCGCCCGCGACGAGUCAUCGUUGUCAGAGGGCUGCAACAGUCUGCGGAAACAGUAGCCCGACACUGCCAGCAGAAUAUUGGAGCUCGAGUUUUUACUCCACAAAAAGGAGAGGUUGUCGACGCAACAACUGAAACGCACAUCUAUCAAGUACGACUGACUGAGAACCUCGUCUCGCAGCUGCAGUUUCAGCGCGCGAAAGAUGCUGAAGUGGCGUGGGUUGAUGCCGUGAUCGGUGUCCGUAGUAAAAACAUCGAAGCAAACAAUCCAGACGCCGAUCUAGAUGUCGAUAUGAGCGACGAAGAUAAGAAGAUUCUGACAUUGGAACCGUUGGACGCUGACGACAUUCCACUCCACGAUUCGGUUCUAAUCAAUGAACUGAAAUUGUCAGACUUCAAGCAAGUUUUGAUGAAGAACAACAUCAGUUCCGAGUUUUCGGGUGGUAUCCUUUGGUGUAAUAAUGGAAGCCUGGCGCUGAGGAGAGUUGAUCCCGGUCGGGUGACUAUUGAGGGGAAUCUUUCGGAGGAGUACUAUAAGAUUAGGGAUUUAUUAUAUGAACAGUAUGCGAUUAUUUAA
Molecule: messenger RNA, 2250 nt
Organism: Hermetia illucens (black soldier fly)
Lineage: Eukaryota; Metazoa; Arthropoda; Insecta; Diptera; Stratiomyidae
Gene: CPSF2
Product: probable cleavage and polyadenylation specificity factor subunit 2
Exons: 6
Coding region: 1-2250 (749 amino acids)
Biological process (GO): mRNA 3'-end processing by stem-loop binding and cleavage
Cellular component (GO): mRNA cleavage and polyadenylation specificity factor complex
Molecular function (GO): RNA binding
Source: RefSeq, a predicted model, not a curated record